AUGCGGACCAAGCCGCCUGCCUCCGCUAAGGGAAACCCGGGCAUUCUCCAUCCAUAUACCCCAGGCCUCGUGGCCUUUGAAUACACGCGCAACACCCACCACCCAAAACCGCACACGCUCAUCUUCAUCGGUGGUCUGGGUGACGGCCUCGGCACGGUUGAGUACGUCACCGACAUCAUAGAGGCCCUGUACGGCACUAAAUGGUCUGUUUUUGCGCCCGUGUUGUCCUCCUCCUAUAGUGGGUGGGGGACUGGGAGUAUCGGAAGGGAUAUUGAUGAGAUUGCACAGUGUGUGCAGUAUGCACGGAAGUAUAAGGAGAGCACUUGGGGUGCUGGGAAGGUUGUCGUUAUGGGGCAUUCUACUGGGUGUCAGGAUAUUUUGCAUUAUUUGAGUUGUGCGAAUCCGCGGCCAAGGGAUGAGGUCGCGGAACAGAGCGGGAACACACGAGGCAAUGGUAAGGUUCGUUCUGUAGAAGGGACCGCGGAGAUUACGAGGCCCGCGGUGGACGGAGCGAUCAUCCAGGCCCCCGUAUCAGACCGCGAGGCUAUUCUUUGGGAGUUAAAAACUGGCACCGACCGUGACAGCCCAGCAGCUAUGCAGGAGGUGUGUCAGAGGGCAGUGCUAGAGGCACAGAGGAGUACGUACGAAGAUCAGGACAGUGACUACGGCUGUCCGCCCAUUAAACGGGAUACGCUGGUUCCGGAGACCGUUACAGCCCGGAUUGGAUAUCCGGCCGCUACAGCAGUUAGUAGCCGACGGUUCUUAAGCCUGGUCAGUCCCAAUAGCCCACAGAAUCCAGACGAAGACGAUAUGUUCAGCUCGGAUCUGGGUGAUGAGGCGCUUAAGCGGACGUUUGGUGCGGUUCGAGAUCGGCGUUUGCUGAAGUCCAACGCUCCGUUGAUGGUGUUGUAUUCAGGAAGAGAUCAGUCGGUGCCACCUUAUGUGGAUAAGGAAGUUCUGCUGCGGCGAUGGCGUACUGCGUUGGGCGGAGACUUGUGGCAUACUGGCAGUAUGAUCAUCCCGGGAGCAUCGCACGCCCUUAGUGAUGACGAUCAAGCAGAACCGAGGCAGAUUCUGGUUAGGAAGGUUCUUGCAUAUUUGGGUGAUGUGGAGGUGUGAUUAGCCUGGAUGAUUCUAGAUGAUAGUUUACUUGAGAUUUUCCCACACUGUCUCUUCCCAGACUUCACUUUAGCAACAAGUAAAUCGAAUGCUC
This is a messenger RNA of Aspergillus ruber CBS 135680, 1213 nucleotides long. RefSeq names its product putative esterase. The record is from RefSeq and is a predicted model, not a curated record. The coding region runs from base 1 to 1119 and encodes 372 amino acids. NCBI's taxonomy places the organism in Eukaryota, Fungi, Ascomycota, Eurotiomycetes, Eurotiales, Aspergillaceae. The transcript has 3 exons.